AUGAAAUCGUCAGCACUUGUCUCUGGAGAGGAGAGGCGCCUCGGUACCAUACUUGAAAAAUCAAGCCGCAGCAGUAGCAUAUAUGAAACAAGUGAAUCAUCGACACUACAUAUACACUCGAAUGGAUUUUCUAGCAGACAUGAAGGACCGUUUACACAAUUUUCGGAUGGGUUGGCCACACAAGAGGAAGCGCUCGAGCCGAUCGGCGGCGGCAGCAGCAGCGGCAGCGAGAAGUCGACUAGCGGAGCUGACCGUCGACGACGAGCACCACCCGUUCCGGAAGAAGAACCGGCGGCCAUGUACGAGGAUUGGCCAACGCUUGAAUUUCCCGACCUCACUAAGUCCAUUCUUGACUUGUUCACCAAGACUACCAGUGAAUCCGUCUCGGCGUCGCUGUUAUAUGAACUGACUCGAUCCGAUAGCGAAGAAGGCGAUCAAGUCUCCAUUAGGCUUGUCACAGAUGAUCAGCUGAGGUGGUGUAUGCAAGUCUUGAAUCAUUCCUUGACGCUCUCGUUCUACACUCAUCGAGAAUAUGAGACAAUUCGUGGUGCUGUGCGGAUCUACUUGCACUGGUUGCAAGCUCUUUCGGACAUUCCGGAUGGAAAUAUACCGAGGCCGCUAUUGGACACACCAGAGAAAUAUUUUAGGAACAUUAUUGAUGCACUACGAAACUUAUUCUGCCGUCGGAGUGAAGUGAAGGGAGAGGUUCCUCGAGGGUUGGCUAUUGAACGACAAGCUCGUGAAGUGGAGACUGUAUUGGAUGCUGUCAGGGCGUUGACACACUCAGCGAGUCGAAAAUACCAAAAUGAAGUAUGGGCUCGAACUCUCAGCUUCCUUCUGAAUUCGGCUGAUUUGUUACUAGCAGAUCCUCUUUCUCCUGAGGAGAUGGGUAUGCGAGUAGGCUCUCGAGUAGUAGAUACUCUUUUUGAUUUAUGGUUUCAUGCUGUGUUAAAUGAGGAAAUACCUUCGCCAACAUACUGGCGAACACUCGCAGCUCUUUGUCGCCGAUGGAGACAUCACGUAACAGUAGUUGAGUCAUGGGCCCGAAAGCUGUUAGCGUUAACCGUACUGGUUUGUCGAUACAUGUACGGCGAGGACUAUUGUAAGAUCCCUAUACAUGACGAAAGCAUCACACCAUUUGCUUACCUGCCUCCUGCCGAAGAUGAAGACGAUCUGUUGUAUCAAAGCUGGCGCAAUUUCUACUCGCUCAUGGAUUCGCCAGCAGAUAUUCUAGCCCACGAUCCAGCUCACAAUAAGCCGAUAAAUGGAGGUGUCUCGCAAGCUGAGGAAAAUAAUGUAGACAUCCCACCACCAUCCUCGCUCCCUCUAUGCUUCUUCUUAGCGACAACAGCAUUGCAAAGAAUGAUUGACGUCUUUUAUGGAGAUGGGCAUGUAUCAAUUGAGUUCAAAGAGUCGGACAUAUUGAUAAGGAAAUGGAAUAUGAAUGCUCCUACCCCGCAACCAUCGCUCACUUCUGUAGAGCCCCGCAGAAGCGACUUUGGACACGAAAGAACCUUGACGGUAAUGGAAUCCACAGAUGGAACGCUGACUCACGCCGACCAGCGAGCCUCGUUUUCAUCUUCUACAAGUGGAAAAGAGGGCAGAAGUAUGUCAGAUGUAGUGAAAAGAACGAAAACAAGACAUUCGGAUCGUGGACAACACUUGGAAGAAGUUAGUGGAACCAACGUAAGCGCUUCUCAACAUCUCAGUGCAACAGGAGCGAGUCGUCAAAUCGAUCAGGCAUCACCGACGGUGUCAAAACUUGGAGAAAGUGUCAGUCAGUUUCGAGGAAUCGACGCAAAGCAGUCAGUCGGAUCGACGGAAAGCUCGUCGAGACCACUAGCAGUGCAUUUUGUAGCGCAUACGUUAGCUGUCAAUCCUGCAUAUAUACCAUGGGUCGGAGAAAAAAGUCCGAAAGCAGAAGGCUUGUUAAGUCUGACAAUGGAUUGGCUAUUGGCUGCAGCACGCGCAAAAAGCGAACACAAAGGAAGGAAUGAUGUAGUUGAUGAUGUGAUAGCCAGCUUGUCGCUACAUUCGGUGGAUUUGGAUGAAUUGCCUGAGGCUAUGAUUGCUGGCAAUAACGCCGGUAAGCGGCGAAGUAUUGCAAGUUCAUGCUCAUCAAUGACGGGUGACUCUCUCAAGGGUGACAAUAACAGCAGUGUGUUUGCUGGCCCUGGCGUCACAGAAGGCAUCGACGGCGUUUCAGCUGGUCGAGCUGCGGCCAUAGCCACACUUACAAGGAUAAUCUGUUCGAAACGAACCAAUGAGAAGCUACCCAAUGAACAAUUAGGCAAAUUUUUGGCGACUGUACAUGAUGCGCUAAUAGAGAAGGAUCGGCUUGUUCUCUGUUCGUUAUUCUUCUAUGGGCAAAAUCUGUUUCGAUUGGGACUCUAUGGUGUUGAAGCAAUUUUACCCCAUUAUCUAUAUGCAUUGGAUAUAAUCCUUAUAGAGAGCUCUAAGCUCAGAUUGCAUCCAUCCAUUCCUGAAGUGGAUAUGCGGCGAGCAUGCCUUCGGAUACUCUCCUCUGUUAUCUGCUGGCCGACGACCUUCGGGAUGAGUAAAAUACCGCAGUUGAUGGAAAGUGCCAAUUUGAAGUCAUCCGCUACCACAUAUCUGCAACUGCGGCCGAGAAUCUAUAAGACUUUGGUCUUCAAUUUAAGACAUGAAACUGAUCCGGCCAAUUUGCAUUUGACGUUAUCUAUGUGCACUGUCUUUGUGGAAGAAAGCUGUGCAUUUGAUCUCGGCUUAACUGAAGAGCAAACAGCGGAAAUGAUUAAAAUGACAUCACAGCAGCAUGGACAACAUCAAACACCGGAAAAAGGACUAUGUGUUUCCUUCGUAAGAGGGAUGGUAUCAGCUAUAUGUGAUCGACUAUGUCGCCCUGAAUGGACUAAUGAACAUUCGGUAUCGUUGGCUGCUAUAGAUGUGCUGAACUGUUUCUCACAAUUAAAUCCCACAGUUUUGUUCAAAGAUAAAGAUGUUUCUACCGGAUCUCUCAUAGUUGCUUCGCUUUGUCGAUUUAUCGACACGCAAUUGCAUAAACCACCUCCGUGCCAUUCUAAGGAUCUGCAUUCCACUAUCGUCGCAGCUUAUGGUUCCAUAGCAGUAUGGUUGAAUGCCGCUCCACUCUUGGCUGAGUGUGAAAGUAUACUUAAUACAGUAGGUGAAGUUAUACAGUUAGGAGUGACGGGUUCGAAGAAGAAAGAAGCUUUUCCUGAAGACUCUAAAGCAUCAAGUAAACGCGCCUUCGAUGCGGCCGAAUACUUAUUGUAUAACUUGUUUUUUGUAGUGGGUCGAAGUGGUCAAGCUAUAUGUGAUGAACGUCGACUCCUUUACCUAUAUGGACCAGCUGCCAUUGACACCACUAAGUUCCUGCAUGUGUUGGUAAACGGGGAGGUAUUGCUGUCGUUGCAUGAAGCUUCACAUAUACCUGAAUUGGCUAAUGGAUGCCCGUGUGUAAUCUAUGUAAGGCGUUCGAUAUUGCAGCCAGCUAUAGCCGGUGUGGCACGAUUGCGACCGCAUCCUGAAGGUUAUCAUCCUGAGCAGCAGCCACCACCUACUCCAAUGCCGAACAAGUUUGAGCAGGUCAAGAAAGAGCUCUCCGCUAAGCCAUCGGAUGCGGCAUCUAUGACGUCAUCUGCUGCAGCGUCCGUUACAAGUGGUGCGUCGUCGACCACCUUAUCCAGUGUAGCAACAAAUCGCUCGGUGGCUGCAGGCUCCGUGAGUGGUGUCUCAACCGCCAGCGUGGAAUCAAGUCGAACUCUCGCUGUCUCACCAGCUGCUUCGUCUGAGACUCGCUCAACGAGGUCAACUGCGUCUGCACCUCAAUUAACGCAAGGUGCUAAGAUUCCACAUGCGCAACCACCUGCUGAUGCUGCAAUAGGGCAGUUCUUUGAUAUACCUCCGGAAUUCUACAAGGUCACCUGUAAACUUGACACGUCUGUGAGACCAUUGGAGCGCAUAAAAGAGACAGAUGUGAUUGAAGAUGAACUUCGAAAGAUUGAUGCUGAGAAACCAGAAGAAAAAGCUCGACGUGAACGGAACCGAUGGACGAUGUUGAGUACCGAAGAAAGACGUGUGAAGCCAGCUUUAAGUCCUGCAACAUGCAAAUCCGUCCGAAUUCUCCUUUAUGACAUGGGUCUCGUGGAUCGGGAUGCAUUUGGUAAAGACAUCAUUUGUUUGGACAGCGGUCAAAGUGCUGACUUCUAUCGUGAUUUGCACGAAGCUGUGGAUAGCGCUCCACCACGAGCUUUGCAUACUGCGUUCAUAUUUUAUGUAAAAGAAGGCCAGCGAUCCGCUGUUGAUAUUUUGGAUAAUGCGCUCAAUGUACAUAAUACAAGGCCAGAAUUUUGCGGUUUUUUGUCAGAGUUAGGUGAAGGCAUUGAGAUUGGUCUGCACGACUCAUGGACCGGCCACUGGUCAACGGCGUUUAGCAGUGAACGAAAACCUCUGGAAGAAUCCGACGCCGUCGAUCAUUACAUACUUGAUGGUGUAACACAUUCGCUAUGGUGGGCAGGUGCAGGAUAUGAAUUAGCAUUUGUUCUUCCUACCGAACGCAGCUUACGAGUGUUCAAACAGGAUCUGGCAUCGCCGGCAACUAGUUCUAGACGUGGCUCCAGCAAGACACCUUCAGCGUUGUCUGUCUCAUCUGACGAAGCUAAAGCUGAUUCGGCAUCACACUCGGAGGUGUUCCCUGAUGCUGGACGCAAAAGAGGCACCUCGACGACAGGAAGUGAACGCGAUGGUCUCCUAUCUUAUGGUGGAGGUGGUUCAAGCAUGGGCAACGCGCCACCAUCAAGAAGAAGCUCGAAUUUGCGAGUAAUGGUUGUGUGGCUAGAAAGAGCCGAGGACAUGUUGCAUUUCCCUGUUGAUGAGCUACUUAGUGCGUGUGAUGAUGGAGGAGAAAAACCGUCUGCGUCUGGAGUUGAAAGAAUAGCACAUUUGGUAAUAUUCAUACAUCAGGUUGAACCAGGUUUGGUCCAUAUUCGUACAAAAGGAUCAACGAACAGGUUUGGUGAAGUGGGACCGUUGUGUGAUUCUAUGGCCGUAUCCUUACCAUCCCUUCCGUCUUUUGUACGACUUACGGUACUGAACAUCGUUAGACGUAAUGUAGCCGAGAUGGAUAAUUAUCAGUUCACGCACGUUAAAAGGAGGCAAGCUAUCAUUGAAUUUGCCAAAAAAUAUACGGCAAAUUUAACCUAUGAAGAUUUUCUACUACGCUUGAUGUCUUUGUAAUCUUCUUUUUUCGAUGGUCAUUGCAAUCAGGGUUUAUAUCCAUCUCGAUUUCUACAUAUUUGUAUCACUCACAAUUAUCAACUUUUUUCCCAGUUUUACGUCUGUACCGACUUGAUCACAUAUGAUCAGAAUUCCAUAGUAUGAGCUUGAAUAAGCGUAUUAUGUACAGGUUAGCCAGAAAUCAACCAACAUGCAAUAAUUGCUAUAUAUUUGCGUUCUGAUAUUUUUCUGAUUCAUGGACGAGGAAGUAAAACUCUACUUUCUCAAAUUAUGCUUUGAUGCUAAGAAAUACGUCGGAGUGUUAGCAUGUGCAGGUUACGAAGUGCAAAGAAAUACUUUAUUCUAAUGGAUUGAUCUGUUCUUGGUGAUUUUCUAACUCUUGUUGAUGCUUGCAUUUGUUGUUGGAAUUGUUAUGUUACUACUAAUUCAUUAGUUUAUUAUCGUAAAUUAUGCUUGCAUUACAUAUGUGGUCAAAUAAUGUGGCUUUUGCGUAAUGCCUAGCCUUAACCUCGGUGCCUUUGCUGCAAUCACAUUGUCUUGACAUGUGUAGCUAGAGAUGCUAUUCAGAUUUUUGACGAUCGCUUUUUGUUGUUCUUCCCCUCAGCUAAUUUAUUUUUUCACACAUUUUGUCUAACUUCGUCCCUGAAUCACAUUGGUUAUCGAAACUGUGAUGUACAAUAAAUGUGAUAUUUUU
Messenger RNA from Cylicocyclus nassatus, 5929 nucleotides. Lineage: Eukaryota; Metazoa; Nematoda; Chromadorea; Rhabditida; Strongylidae. The record is from the annotation of a GenBank genome assembly.